Molecule: messenger RNA, 629 nt
Organism: Poecilia reticulata (guppy)
Lineage: Eukaryota; Metazoa; Chordata; Actinopteri; Cyprinodontiformes; Poeciliidae
Gene: gtf2a2
Product: general transcription factor IIA, 2
Biological process (GO): transcription initiation at RNA polymerase II promoter
Cellular component (GO): transcription factor TFIIA complex
Source: RefSeq, a predicted model, not a curated record
AAAUGCUCGGAUCAAAGCUUUGUUUCAAAUGCUUUUAUUGUGAAAGGUUUAGGCGGAAGUUAGUUAGCGGUGGAUGCAACAGCUAGCUAGUUCUGUGAGGUUCGGUUUAGUGCAGUCAGACCCAGGGAACCAUGGCCUACCAGCUGUACCGGAACACCACGCUGGGGAACAGCCUCCAGGAGAGUCUGGACGAACUCAUCCAGACCCAGCAAAUCACCCCCCAGCUGGCCCUGCAGGUUCUCCUCCAGUUCGAUAAAGCCAUCAACGCAGCGCUGGCCAGCCGGGUCCGGAACCGGGUCAACUUCAGGGGUUCUCUGAACACCUACCGGUUCUGCGACAACGUUUGGACCUUCGUUCUGAAUGACGUGGAGUUCAGGGAGGUCACAGAGCUGGUCAAGGUCGACAAGGUGAAGAUCGUCGCCUGCGACGGAAAGAAUUCGGGCUCCAACGCUGCAGAGUGAUCCUCCAUCGGCUGGACUGUACAGAUAACUUAUACAGCACAGUUACACGAGUGUGUGUGUGUGUGUGUGUGAGAGAGUGUGUGUGUGUGUGUGUUUUUUAUUCCCAUCAGGAGAAGUGUGUUCAAUUUGUUGAAUCAUCUUUAAUAAUAAAAGUUGAUGGAAAGCUGC